AUGUCUGGUGAAGUUCUCUACUCCAGUGUCAAGAUCACUCGGAAACCAGGCGACCAAGCAGCUGCUAAACUGUGUGCAGGAAGGGAAGAUGAUGUCACCUAUGCUACAGUGAAGUUUGCAGAAGCUCCAAGCUCCCAGCAGCAGCAGCAGACAGACCCCAGCCGCACAGCAGACCCCACCCUGCCUGUGAGUGCUGCUGGCAAAGCCUCUUCAUACAGACAGCCUGCACUGGUCCUCCUCAUCCUGUGCUGUUUCUUACUGGCUGCCAUAAUCUCCCUCACUGUCUAUCAUUCCAGAACUAAAGAAGACCCUGAGAAAUACACCAGCCUGACCACAAAUGAUUCAUCAUUACUAAAUCAGCUGCAGCACAAUAACAGGCUCAAUGAAACUCAUUCUGAGCUGCAGAGUAACUAUAGCAGGCUCAGUGAAACUCAUUCUGAGCUGCAGAGUAACUAUAGCAAGCUCUCUGGAUCUCAUUCUGAGCUGCAGAGUAACUAUAGUAGGCUCAAUGAAACUCAUUCUGAGCUGCAGAAUAACUAUAGCAAGCUUUUACAAAAUCAGAGCCAGCUACUAGAUGAGAAAAACAGACUCCAAAAAGACAAUUCUGAAUUGAAAAAGAACAAUACUGAGCUUUCUGUGAAAUCACUCUUGGAUAAAUACUGUCCUCUCAAAGAAGGCUCUUCAAAGGAGCGGGUUUGUUGUCCAGAGAAGUGGCUGCAGUUCAAUGGAAAGUGCUACUACUUCUCACCUGAUGAAAUGAACUGGAACUCCAGCCGGGCUAGCUGUGUGUCGAUGGGAGCAGACCUGGUGAUUAUAGAAAGCGAGGCAGAGCAGGUACAGUUUGACCAUCAUCUUUACAAAGCUCUGUUUCUAAAGCUCAUGAAACACCAGGCAGCUUUCAGGAAACUGCUUUUCUGGCAGCUGUUGAAGCCUCUAGUUGACUGUGACAUUUUUCAAACAAUUUCAAACCAAGCUGCUUAA
Acipenser ruthenus (sterlet) is the source of this 981-nucleotide messenger RNA. RefSeq names its product CD209 antigen-like. The transcript is spliced from 5 exons. NCBI's taxonomy places the organism in Eukaryota, Metazoa, Chordata, Actinopteri, Acipenseriformes, Acipenseridae. Gene Ontology annotation, cellular component: plasma membrane. The record is from RefSeq and is a predicted model, not a curated record. Gene Ontology annotation, molecular function: transmembrane signaling receptor activity. Bases 1 to 981 code for a protein of 326 amino acids.